UUGGACAGCGGUGCGUGACGUUGUGUCUUAACCCGCAAAUUGUUGCUCAGCUGUUCUUAAGGAAUAAAAUGCGUGGAGAAGUCUUUACAGCCAGAGACAGCAUUUCAUAAACAACCAAAUAGGUUACAGAGGGUCUUCACAGGAACUGUAUCACAGCAGUUGCCUUGUUUCAUCAAGCUGCCAUGGCAUCAGGUGGGGCCCCGGCUGUAGGGGCUUCACAGUUUGUUACCAAAGUGGAACUGACAAUUUCCUGUGAGAACCUCAUGGACAUGGACAUCUUAUCCAAAUCUGACCCCCUGUGUGCUUUAUACAUCAACACUUCAGGCUCCCACUGGUAUGAGUUGGGUCGAACAGAGAUGAUCCUGAACUGCCUGAAUCCAAAGUUUGCCAAGAAGUUUGUUAUUAACUAUUACUUUGAGAUGGUGCAGAGGUUGAAGUUUUGUGUGUAUGACAUUGACAACGACACCUACGACCUGGAUGAUGAUGAUUUUCUUGGGGAAAUAGAAUGUACCCUUGGACAGAUUGUUUCCUGCAGGGAGAUGACUCGACCUCUGUUACUGAAAAACAAGAAGCCUGCAGGUCACGGGACCAUCACAAUCUGUGCUGAAGAAAUAACUGAUACUAGAGUAGCACACUUUGAAGUGUCAGCUCGCAAUUUGGACAAAAAGUAUUUGUGGUGGUCCGAUCCUUUCCUGGAAUUCUACAAACAGACAGAAACAGGAUGGCAGCUGGCUCACAGGACAGAGGUGGUGAAGAACAACUUGAACCCAACAUGGACACCGUUCCGCAUCUCGCUGCGGUCUCUUUGUGGAGGAGAAGUGGAAAACCCCAUAAAGGUUGACUGUUUUGACCAUCAUGUCAGUGGCUCCCAUGACCUUAUUGGGAGCUUUAAAACGACACUGUCAGAGCUACAAAUGGGAACACACACUUCCCCGGCUGAAUUUCAAUGCAUUAAUCCAAAAAAGUUAAAGAAGAAAGGCUAUAAAAACUCCGGCACCAUUUGCGUCAAGCGCUGCCAGGUGGAGAAAGAGUAUACCUUCUUGGAUUUUAUUAUGGGCGGUUGUCAGAUCAACUUCACUAUUGCCAUUGACUUCACAGGGUCCAACGGGGAUCCCAGUUCCCCUCAGUCUCUCCACUACAUCAACCCUGCAGGAUAUAAUGAGUACCUUGCAGCAAUCUGGGCAGUGGGCAUGGUCAUCCAGGACUACGACAGUAACAAGAUGUUUCCUGUGUUUGGAUUUGGUGCCAAGAUCCCUCCCUCCUGGACGGUUUCUCAUGAGUUUCCUGUCAAUUUUAAUCCGGCAAAUCCUUUCUGUGCAGGUAUCGAGGGCGUGGCGCAUGCCUACCAGCAGUGCUUGCCCCAGGUGAAGCUCUAUGGCCCCACCAACUUUGCGCCUAUUAUUAACCACGUUGCCUGCUUUGCCAGACAAGCUCUUUUGCAGAAAACAGCAUCACAAUACUUCGUCCUGCUCAUCAUCACAGACGGAGUGAUCACAGACAUUGACCAGACAUGCAGAGCGAUUGUGCAGGCCUCUUGUCUGCCGAUGUCUAUCAUCGUCGUGGGAGUGGGCGGAGCAGACUUCAGCACAAUGGAGUUCCUUGACAGCGAUGACAAAUUGCUGCAAUCACCCGGUGGUGGAAUUGCUGCACGAGACAUUGUGCAGUUUGUGCCAUUCAGAAAUUUUGAAGGAAAUGGCGUGGCCCUCGCCCAGUGUGUCCUGGCUGAGCUGCCUGAACAAGUGGCUUCUUUUUUCAACUCUUUCAAGCUCAAACCUCCCAAUAUACUCAGUCACUCUGACUCGUACUAGAAAGAAGAGUUAAAUGAAGCCAGAUGACUCAGCUUUCUUGUGUCGGUGUAGCUCCUGUGCAUGCUACCUGCCAUGACUGUAUCAGAUGGCACUAAUCACUGAUGGAGUUCCUUAAUUUCUAAUUAUAUCAUCCUAAAAUGCAGCCCAUUCAUUAUGUCCUUUGUAGUG
Messenger RNA from Thalassophryne amazonica, 1976 nucleotides. RefSeq names its product copine-3-like. The transcript is spliced from 16 exons. The record is from RefSeq and is a predicted model, not a curated record. Bases 183 to 1808 code for a protein of 541 amino acids. Gene Ontology annotation, biological process: cellular response to calcium ion; ERBB2 signaling pathway. Gene Ontology annotation, molecular function: calcium-dependent phospholipid binding; receptor tyrosine kinase binding. Gene Ontology annotation, cellular component: plasma membrane. NCBI's taxonomy places the organism in Eukaryota, Metazoa, Chordata, Actinopteri, Batrachoidiformes, Batrachoididae.